AGCCAGGUGGCAACGUUGGCAACAGUGGGACACAUGGAUUGCGUAUUGUUAUUUAUUGUAUAGUUGAAUUAAGUCCUUAAGUUAUGGCCUCAAUUUUUAAGCUAGACACGACUGGACACAUAAUGCUUGCUCCACGAUUGUUUCUGGCAAGCACACACCUGUUGCAGCGAUUCACCUGUAAAAUCAGUGCUGCAGUUGAGCCGGCUGUGCUGACUGAUUUGGAGCAGGCAGUUAUAAAACCGCGAAAACAUCCGGGAGUAAUAAGACCCAAUCACAUCGAGUUGCCCAAGCAGUUGAGCGACACGCUGAAACGGAUUGUGGGUGAUCAUCCAGUCAGAAAAGUGCUACGUGACAGUGAAUUGCUUAAUCGUUAUAUAAAAUCCCGCCAUCCGCCUCCAACAACUUUGGAAAUCGAGAACAAAAAACGACUGAUUGUAGAGGAGAUCAAUGCCAAGAUGUCACUGGACAGAUUGGCGACGCUCAGCCCUGAGGAGGCGGCGCGUUGGCAACGUAAACGAGAGCUGGAGAUCAACAAGCGCCUGGAUCAACGGACGUACGCCUGGAAACGCAUCGAAUACGGCGCCUAUGAGGCCAUUGUAUAUGCAAUAGGCAGAGCGGCACAGGAGUAUGCCGUGAUGAAGCGUGUGCUCACAGAGUUGCAGCUUCGCGAUGAGAGGUUUAAGCCAAGGAGCUACUUUGACUUUGGCUCUGGCAUUGGCACCGGCAUGUGGGUGGCCAGUGAGCUCUGGCGCGACAGCAUCUUUGAGUAUUACAAUGUGGACAGAUCACGGGAGAUGAACGAGUUGUCAGAGCUGAUAUUGCAACAGGGACAGGAGAAUAAACAAGUUGAGCUGCGCAACGUUUUCUAUAGACAAUUUUUACCCGCCAUUGAUACCAAAUAUGACUUGGUUGUCAUAUCGCACACACUCUUCGAAAUGGCCGACAAACAGCAGCGAGAGGAAAUUCUGCUUAAUUUGUGGCGGAAAUGUGAAGGCUACAUGGUCAUUGUGGAGGAGGGCACACGACGCGGCAGCGAGCUGGUCAAUGAGGCCAGGCGUUUUCUACUUCACGCUGGAGAUGAGCAUGCUGGUCAAACACUGGCUCCAUGUCCACAUGAUCUGCGCUGUCCGCGUCUUAAUGAUUUGGCCGAUCGCACGCCUUGCAACUUUGAAAUUUCCUAUGUGCCUCUGCGUCUUACCAGCGAAUCUUCCGGGGAUCGCAAGUCUUCAGUCUAUAGCUAUGCCAUUUUGAAGAAGGGCAUAGUAGAGGAUGCCUCACGCACAUGGCCACGCAUAGUGCGUCCCACUUUGGUGCGCUCAAAGCAUUCGAUUUGUCGUCUAUGCACUGAAGGUGGCAACUUGCAGGAGGUCAUUUUUACAGCCUCCAAGCAUGGCAAAGCUGCCUAUAGCUGCGCCAGAGUUAGUCGCUGGGGUGACCGACUGCCCAUUUCCUUGGGAACGCCACAAAUUAAACCCAAGAAACUUCCUUCAGAGCCAGAGACGGAUUCGAAGCCAAAGUCAACGGAACCAACAGAAUUGGCAUAGUUUACAUCUAGUUUUUAUAUCUCUCUCCCCAGUUAAUUGGCCCUUAAAAACUUGUCAGCCAAUUUGUUACUUUAAUUAUAUACAAACAAAUCGUUGCGCUACGUAA
Molecule: messenger RNA, 1650 nt
Organism: Drosophila innubila
Lineage: Eukaryota; Metazoa; Arthropoda; Insecta; Diptera; Drosophilidae
Product: methyltransferase-like protein 17, mitochondrial
Exons: 3
Coding region: 84-1544 (486 amino acids)
Biological process (GO): translation
Cellular component (GO): mitochondrial small ribosomal subunit
Molecular function (GO): methyltransferase activity; structural constituent of ribosome
Source: RefSeq, a predicted model, not a curated record